CACCUUGUUAUUAUUCCACCAUGGACACUUGCUUACAAACAAAUCGCCAGUACCAAGCUCCACGUCAAACAGUACGGACGUGUAAAUUAAUAGUUGCCGUCGGUUUUCCUGAGACCCGCACUUGUUUGCUAAAUCAAAAGUUGCAAAUGCUGAGCUACUGUAUUGAGCGUUCAAAGUUUCGAAAAUAUGGCAACAUGGAGGAAUCUAAAAGUGAACCUGAUUCCAACAUGAACUUCAACGAGCAUAAAAGAGAUGACAGCAGUUUUGAGGAAGCUUCUAGUGAAACUGGGGAUGAAGGUGAAGAUGAGUUUUAUGACUGCACGGAAUAUCCUCCAGAAGGUCGUGACAAAUGUCUUGGUGACAUAAGGCUAUUAGAUUGUGAUGAGCCGCUGUAUAUCCCUAUAACACAAGAUCCAGUGCCAAAAACAGAAGACGAAUCGGAAGCAGAUGCAGAAUCAAUGCUGAAGCUUGGAGCUAAUUCAGGUUUCAGUAUGCAAAUGUGCUCUUCCCUGCUUUCCGAUAUGGAAGCCUUUAAAGCAGCAAAUCCAAAAGGAAAGAUGGGGGACUUUAUACGUUGGUACAGUCCCAAGGAUUGGGAGGAAGAUGAUCAACUUGGAGUGGGAAGGCUGAGCGCUCGCAUGCAGGCUCCUGGUAAUAUCUGGCAAACAGUCUGGCAACAGGCGCAACCAGUACCGGCUAGCAAGCAGAAACGUCUAUUUGAUGAAACGACUGAGGCAAUCAAAGUUUUAACAUUUUUCAAAACUCGCAAUAUCAGUGAAAUCUACGAGAUAACAAUAAUAUCACUUUUGCAUGCAGCGAUCAUAAAGUUCAAGGACAUUUUGGAAACCGCUGAAGUAUAUGAUAUAUUUGAAACUGAAGUUGACGCAUUACUUGCAAGUUUGGUCAAGUUAUCAUGGGAUGGUGAAAUAUUUGGAGAGCAUGGCCCUCAUGUGGAACUGAAAACACCAUGUCCCGAACAUCUGAUUGAAAAACUUGAAGAGUUGGAAACCCAAUUUUAUCAAUAUAAAUGUUUGGAGCAAAUUUUAGAUUAUCCAGACAGCAUUUCACUAGCAGAAGUAAAGCAAAAUUUCCAUAAAAUUAUGAAAAAUGAAAAUAGCUGCAACAUAAGUAGUUCCAAUAUCAUUGGCAAAUAUGUUCGUAUGAACAAUGAAACCGAUAUGACUGAGCCUAAUUUGGAUGUUGAAUUACAUAGCAAGCUAUUAAUUAAGGAAUAUGUUUUGCGAGUACGUGGUGAGAUGGUUUUUGGUCCUCAAUUUUUACGAGCAAUUGUGAAGUGCGAAGAAUUACGUUUAUGUGGAGCAUUCACUGAAAAUACUGCACUUAUUUUGACUUAUUGACGAAAGGCUUGACGAGAUGAAAUAAAUUUUUGUGGCAAAUAAAAUUACAUAUGUAUGUACAUACCUACAUAUUUUAACCGCC
Messenger RNA from Rhagoletis zephyria (snowberry fruit fly), 1440 nucleotides. Its product is annotated as rab3 GTPase-activating protein catalytic subunit-like. The record is from RefSeq and is a predicted model, not a curated record. Lineage: Eukaryota; Metazoa; Arthropoda; Insecta; Diptera; Tephritidae. Gene Ontology annotation, molecular function: GTPase activator activity. Gene Ontology annotation, biological process: positive regulation of GTPase activity.